AUUGCAAGUCCACUCCAGCUCUUUUUGCCGUGGCACCGAUGGUACAUCUACUUCUUCGAGAGGAUCUUAGGGAAACUGAUUGGGGACGAAAGCUUUGCGCUUCCUUACUGGGACUAUGAUCACCGGGAUGGUAUGGUAUUCCCUGAAAUCUAUGACGUGCCUCCCCUCUUAGACGAAAAACGCGAUCACCAUGCACGUGCAGGAAAACAUGUAGAAAACUAAGUGAAUCUACGUUAUAGCUUGAAGAAGUAUACACCCCCCGAUUCAAUAGACAAACUGGUGGAGGGGAACCUUUGUUAUUUGCAGAGAAUCUUCAAAGAGGGAGCGAAUGAUCCAAAGCUGUUUAUUGGAGAAAGGCCCGAAGCAGGGCAGGGGAGCGCUGUUGCCGGUUCACUGGAGAACUUGCACAUCGUUCUACAUCAGUGGGUGGGGAAGUGCGAAUCACCCAAUUUCGAUAUGGGUAACUUCAUCACAGCAGCACGGGACCCUCUCUUCUAUGCGCACCCACACGAAUGUGGAUCGCCUGUGGGAGAUCUUCAGGACCCAAUUUAUGAAAAUGCCGGAUUUCAAAACCCACAACCCUGACUGGCUGGAGGCCAGCUUCAUCUUCUACGACGAGAACAGGAGGGUGGUGAAAGUCAAGGUAAAGGACGCACUUGAUAUUACUAAACUCGGAUACUCAUAUGCUGACCUGUCUGUCCAAUGGAAGAAAGCUAUAUGCAUAGUUCCCAUACCCCAGCCCAUAACCAACGAGGCUCGAUUGGCAGAAUUCGGGUCCAUGACUAGGGCCCUUGCAGAAUACCCCAUCCGCAUCUUGGUUAAACGGCCCAACUCAUCCCGUCAUAAGUCGGACAUAGAGAAGACGGUCGAGGUCGUGGUCGUCGAUGGCAUCGAGGCGGAACACACAAGCUCCACCUGGUUCGAUGUCUACAUCAGCACGCCUGAGAAUUCUACCGACGUUGGAGGCUUUUCUGGGAGCUUUAUAACUGUGGCUCAUGGGCACGGACAUGGGAAUACAGCUGACAGUACGGCGAAGAAGCUGAGCUUGAAGCUUGGAAUAACGAACUUGGUUGCGGAGCUCGAUGCUGAGAUUGCCGAGAGCCUCGUCACGAUGUUGGUGCCACAAACGGGGCUUUUUCUCAUUGAUGGGGUUCAUAUUGAGCAGAACAAUAUUAAGUAAUUUCUGAGGCGUUUGUAUUAAGCUAAAUAAAGAGUUAAUCUACUCAGAUUGGGCAUUGCUAGCCUUAUUGUGUUAU
Molecule: messenger RNA, 1256 nt
Organism: Magnolia sinica
Lineage: Eukaryota; Viridiplantae; Streptophyta; Magnoliopsida; Magnoliales; Magnoliaceae
Product: polyphenol oxidase A1, chloroplastic-like
Exons: 2
Coding region: 329-1180 (283 amino acids)
Molecular function (GO): catechol oxidase activity
Source: RefSeq, a predicted model, not a curated record